CUCCUGGAUAUACCAGUCGCGCCAUUGUGAAUCACGUUUGAUGUCGAUACAUAUCGCUGUGUAUCGAUUCGGCAGUAUUGCGCGCGCGUUCGAAUUUGGCGGCUCGUCCGAACAGAACGGCGUGCGGUUUGAGGUUAGGUCGGUUUGUUUGUUCUGGUUAGUAUUCACGUGAAUGUAAGCUGCAGAAAAAUGGAUGAGAAAGAGGAAGAUGUGACGGAGAACGUCGGUCAGGUGAAGAAGGAGGAGGACUCGUGCGAGGAGGCAGUCAACGGCAUUACCUGCAAGGAGGACUUAACCCCACUUUUCGAGCGGAUCGACCACAGCGUCAACAAAGUUCACUUCUCGGAGGUGCCGCAGGUGUGCAAAAACGAGCCGUGUCAGCUGGGGGUGGACGAGGCGGGUCGCGGUCCGGUGUUGGGCCCGAUGGUUUACGGCAUCUCGUACGCGCCGUUGUCGCGCAAGCAGCUGCUCGUCGAGCUCGGCUGCGCCGACUCCAAGAGCCUGACGGAGAAGAAGCGCGAUGAGAUAUUCAACGACAUAUGCGAGUGUAAGGAUUGCAUGGGCUGGGCGAUCGAGGCGAUCUCGCCGAACGUCAUCGCCAACGGUAUGUAUCGUCGCACCAAGGUCUCUCUCAACGAGAUCUCCAUGAUAUCGGCCACCGGUCUGAUCAAGGCGGCGAUCGAGGCCGGCGUGCACGUCGCCGAGAUCUACGUGGAUACCGUCGGCAAGCCGGAGAGCUAUCAAGCGCGACUGCAAGCCGUGUUCCCCGACGUGAAGAUCGUCGUCGCCAAGAAGGCCGACUCGACGUAUCCGAUUGUCAGCGCGGCCAGUAUAUGCGCCAAGGUGUCGCGGGAUCACGCGAUCCGCGCGUGGCGUUUUCGCGAGGACGACGUCGGCAAGGAGUACGGCAGCGGCUACCCUACCGACCCAGUCACGAAGAGCUGGCUGUCGGCAAACGUGGACGCGGUGUUCGGCUUCCCGCGACUGGUCCGCUUCAGCUGGUCCACCGCCGAGCAGAUCCUGCAGGCGAAGGCGUUCGCCGUCGAUUGGGAGAAGGUCGAGGAGACGGAGUCGCCGAACGAGCGGAAGAUCCUCCAAUUCUUCGCCAGGUCCCCGUCCAAAACUUUGUCCGACGUUCACGUGAAGAAACACCACUUCUUCACGGAGCGUUGCCUGUCCAACGCGACCGCCCUGUGAUAUUUGCCUUGUGUCGAGCCCCUUCCACGUUGUGCGUUCUCUCUUAUAUUUCUCGGAGUGAAAUUUCACGCGCGCAAAGUAGAGACCGACAGACGAGUUACUCCAAUUCGAGAGCAAUCUUUCGCUCAUUCAGGGGGAAUUCGCCGUCUUGAAUCGUCGAGAGAGCGUUUUCACUCGAGAUUGAAGAGCGAAUCCGAUGCAUUCCACUGUCACAGGAACAGAUUCAUUAAGAUAACAGGUCCCGAUGUGAAGUAUCAGAUUCGUUCUAAUCGAUUGAAACGUUCGCUCAUAUGAAAUCAGAAUCCGCUCUGAGCUCGAGUGCAAGUAUUUUCAUUAUCGUUCCGAAUGAAUUUUCACUCACUUUGAAUGAGUUCUCUCACUCCGAGGAAUUUAGAGAGCACGAUCGUAUAUCGCCGGGGAUUUUCGUGGAAUUUGUUAGAAAUGUUUGUUACAGAUCUUUUGAGAGUUUCUAAUAAAUGUCACUUUCCAAUU
Dinoponera quadriceps is the source of this 1689-nucleotide messenger RNA. RefSeq names its product ribonuclease H2 subunit A. Lineage: Eukaryota; Metazoa; Arthropoda; Insecta; Hymenoptera; Formicidae. Gene Ontology annotation, biological process: DNA replication, removal of RNA primer; mismatch repair. Bases 190 to 1197 code for a protein of 335 amino acids. The record is from RefSeq and is a predicted model, not a curated record. Gene Ontology annotation, molecular function: RNA binding; RNA-DNA hybrid ribonuclease activity. Gene Ontology annotation, cellular component: ribonuclease H2 complex. The transcript is spliced from 2 exons.